CAAUGCGCUCGUAACAACCGAUACGUCACAUUUCUGACACCAGAUAACGGAUUUUACCUUGAAGGGCAUGUGUUUUUAAAUGUCUCCGUGGAACUCAACCAAGACUGCCAAGAUCAAUGCACGCUAGCCAGGGAGUGUUUCUCCUAUAAUAUUGGUCCCCCCAUUGACAACAAAAUGGCCUGUGAGCUCAGUAACUCAGAUCACUUGCAGCAUCCGGAAGAUCUCAAACCAAGACGUGACUGGAACUACAGAGGCACAAAGGUAUGACAUCCGUAUCAUAGUAUGUCUAGUUUGUUUUCAUUGUAUUUCAGUAUAUUUUUAUGUCAAAGAUAAAAAAAUAACACUCUAGAGCUAGAGCGACCCAAUCUGCUAAGUGUGCGGUACACUUUCGGGUGGGAUUGUCAUGGAGUUGCACGGACCUUUAGUUCCAUGAAUCUGGAUGAUGAAAGUUGCUUAUGCAAGAGUAGCGAGUCCCCACCUUCUAUACGACACCACAAACAACGACGGAGAGAGAAGUCUUAACUUUUGCCUUGCAACCAACCUACGACAUGCUCAAUCCAGGUUUCCCCACCCUUUGGGCUCUCGUGUCAAAGUUGACCAUAUCCUGGUCAUCAGUGGUAGGUGGCCUAACUCACUAAGAAACUGUAGAGAUUACAAAGUGUAGAGUUAAUUGACUCCAACCACCGCAUCCUACGUGCCACUCUUAAAGUGGGUCUUGGAAGUAUUAAUGGUAAACCUGUAAAUCGCAAAAAAAUUAGUUUCAAGAGACUCGCGCUUCCUGUACUGAAAACAGAAUUUCAGCUAAGACUUCGGAAUCACUUCGCCUCCCUCCCACUUAUGAGGCACUCAAUAUCAGGUACAGUCAAUUGGAAAGUAUAACAAGUAGCAUAGUGGAAGAGGCGGUUGGGAAGUGUGUCUCAAAUGGCUUAGCAAACUGGGUCUCCAAAGAAACAGAAGACCUGAGGAAAGUCCGAAAUGACGCCAAGAUCAAGCACCCUCUCCUUAACAGGGCCGCCCCCAGGAAGAGGUUGAAGGUUGUAUUUUACCUGGCUAAUCAGGCCAAGUAUCUAGAUGUUCAGCUCUAG
Molecule: messenger RNA, 1085 nt
Organism: Porites evermanni
Lineage: Eukaryota; Metazoa; Cnidaria; Anthozoa; Scleractinia; Poritidae
Source: the annotation of a GenBank genome assembly